AUGCGACGAAUCCCGUUUCACGCCAUUUCCCUAAAAUAUUCCCAUCCACCUGCCUCGCUUCAGUGGGCCAUGCUUUUCAUUGUAUUCUUCCACCUUCUUGUUCUUCACGGCAGGCCCGUAGCUCUCCAUCGAGUUCUGAAAGAGAAAACGAAGCUUCGCAUCCGUGACAUCCAGGCACUCGAGGUCAAGUUUUUCCCGCAGCGCCACGGGGAUCUUUUCCCGCUCCACACCGGCGUCGUAGUUCUCCUGCAGCCGGGCAAUGCGUACGGGGUUUGUGGUGUAGGCGGGCUGAGACAUGGGCAUGGCUGGGCAGCUGUAUGCUUGUGUGACAGCGGGGCCGUAUGCUAUGCUGUCCGCAGUGGGCGUGCGCGCUCGUCGAUCGUUUGCCCACGUCGUCGAAGGCGCGGGAAGAGGGAAGGCAUGAAAUGCGUGAGAGAAGAGAAGAGAAGAGAAGAGAAGGGAUGUAGGAAAAGGUGA
Molecule: messenger RNA, 477 nt
Organism: Trypanosoma conorhini
Lineage: Eukaryota; Euglenozoa; Kinetoplastea; Trypanosomatida; Trypanosomatidae
Exons: 1
Coding region: 1-477 (158 amino acids)
Source: RefSeq, a predicted model, not a curated record